This is a messenger RNA of Babesia bovis T2Bo, 2747 nucleotides long. Its product is annotated as B-box zinc finger family protein. The transcript has 5 exons. The coding region runs from base 132 to 2723 and encodes 863 amino acids. The record is from RefSeq and is a predicted model, not a curated record. Lineage: Eukaryota; Apicomplexa; Aconoidasida; Piroplasmida; Babesiidae. Gene Ontology annotation, molecular function: zinc ion binding.
GAUUACACAUCAGCAUGGAUUAUAUUAUAAUAUAAGGAAUGGACAUGUAGGCACCAGUAGAUGGUGGAAUACUGCCAUCUAAUGAUGUGUAUUCCCAUACCGUGCUAACUCGGUUUUAAAUUAAGGCCAUUAUGGCUGAAGACAGCAGCGCUUCGGAAGCGCAAGCUGCGUUGCAAUUUGUGCCAAAACCGCUGGAGGAUGUUCAUGAGUUGGCUUACUUGGAGUACCUUCUUCAGCUGGCUUUUCACACUACUGAGCUUCAUGUGACCAAGGGAUUGAUAUUGGCACAGCCUGAAGAUGUGGAAUCAUUUAAUCGGAAAACGGUUAAGCAUUACCGGGGUUCGCCACUUUCAGUCUGGGUAGACAUGAAUCGUAUGGAUCCUCCGCAAUCAUUUGAUGACUGUGUACGUGCCGGUACUAUGAAUGUAGAUCUAACGCGUCAACUAUAUGAAUAUGGCACGAUAUCAGCUCCCGUUGGUUUCCAAGGCAAUCCUACGGGAUCGUACCGUAUGCUACUUUUCAAGUUGGCUCUAGGACGUACAAAGGCUCAUACAUCUGAAUUUGGUGAUCAAGAGGCUUUUUUGAAGCGUUCUAUACCUGCAGGUUAUGACAGUUUGGAACUGGCGACUAGCAGUGAUCCUGCAUUUUACAAUGCUUUAUAUCGCAUAUCCUCUUCUCAACAGGUGUUACUUUCCGCUGUUGUGGAAUUUGAAUUCACUCCUGUGAAGAUAGAGGUACCCGAGCCCAUUUGUGAGAUGUGCGAGAGUACGGUUGCACAGUGGUACUGCCAUUCAGACAAGGCCCAUUUUUGCAACUCCUGUGAUGCCAAACAUCACUCUGCAACACCUAUAUUUUCUAGACACGUUAGGGUAUCUAGUUCGAAAUCACCCGUUCAAUUUGGUGUUUGCGAAUCGCAUCCUUCUGAAGUUAUAGACGCCGUUUGUCUAAAGUGCAAUCGUGCAUUAUGCAGCCAUUGCAUUCUGUUUGAUACGCAUUCUGAUCCAUCAUUUUUUGACCACCCUUUAAUGUCAACUGUGGACGCCUAUGACUCAGCUUUGAACAAGAGCUCUGAGAGUGAUAUGGAGCUGAAUCGCCACAUGGAGGCUAUUACAUCUCGUGUUCGCAACAGGCAUGAGCUUCUGUCGCAAUUAUAUGCCAAUUUUAAUAACGUCCGUCAGAAGAUUGAUUCUGCUACAUCUUUACUAUUAGACCAGCUAGGGAGUAUGCGCAAUCGUAAACUGCAGUAUUUGGCUGCCAUAAGGCGUGAGGCUGAAUUGGAGCUACUACAGAUGGACUGGGUUGAAGCAUUCAUGUCUCAUCUCCUUUUGGCACUGAACCCGGCCGAGUUUAUUACUAAUCGCAAGAAACAUGAAAUAUUGCUUACUAAGUUAUUUGGUGGCGAAUGCAAGGUAAGCGUCUCAAACUUGCCCAUGUGGAUGAUGCAACGUUUGAUUCUUGUAGGUGACACGAGGUUACAUCGUGUGCCUUUAGAACAGGAUAAGGUUGACAUCGCUGGUGUCCCAGCUGGCGAUGCUGUUGAGCCAACUAUUGCCGGCGACUUCACUCGUACUAAUUUGUUUGAGGAUAUUGGUAACAGCCUGGGCCACUUAGGUGGCGAAAGGGUUGAUUUAAGUCACAAGAUUGACACCAUUUUACGUAAUGAGCCCAUGGAGCUGACCCAGGUACCUUUGGAUGACCAGGGAAACGAUCUAUUGGACUCAAAUGCUGAUAGUACUACACGAAGUGAAUUCGAUAUGUACAACUCUGGUUAUGCUAAUAAAUCAGGUCAUGACCCAGUACUAUCAGUUCAGGCUCACGUACUGGAGCCUGUUUGGGCUCUAUUGUCUGAAGAGAGUAUGUCAACAUUGCUGCACUUGAUCCGUGCCGUUCGUAUACCUGAGAAGAAUCACCUGAUUAAACACUUAGCUACACUGGCAAACCACUUUGAGGAGAUGGACUCUUUGGUCACCAACGCCUGUGAAUUUGAAAUGCAAUCUCUUUGUGACAACAGCUUGUGUAUGCUGAUGCGGAGUUCAAGUUGCUUGAGUGAGUUGCUGUGUUUCAUAUUUCUACACGAUAGAUAUGGCUGUUCUGACUCUUUGGAAUGGGCCCGGUUAUACUGUGAUGGCUUACACGUAUUUUUAAAUAACUCUGACCUCAAGCGUGCAUCUGAAGAGGCCGUCUCUCACGUGGCUAACAAGCUUGUCAAUUCCCUUGACCCUGCUACCAUGCCAUCUACAUUGCGUUUUGUAUUAUACUUCCUUGCUGAACUUGCAGGGGACAAAGCUGACAGUCUCUGUGUUGACAUGCUGAUGGCAGUAUUGUUGUCAACACAUGUUGCGCGGAACAUGCGCGGUAUACCGCGUGAGUCCCUUACUGAAGUAUCAUUUUUGAUGGGUCGUAUUGGCAUAGCAUGUUGGGAUGCUGUUGAGACUAAUUCACUUGACUUUUGUUUGGCUGCAAAGCUCAAGUUGUGGAUGCGUGGAUUACUACGUCGCCCUAGGAUACGAUCUAGCAUUCAUACUCGGCCAACACCAGUGGCUGCGGAAUCACUGCACUACGUGAUCGGUACCUUAGUAACUCUUGAGCGUGAAUUCAACUCUGGCACCAGCCACUUACCGGUGCAACAGGUGAACGAGUUGACGGCUAGGUACAACUUCAUCCCACUUUUUGAAAUUACCGGCCGUUGGGCGGGAGACUAUCGUACAACGAAGCAUGUAUAAUAUUACUGACAUUAGCUUUAGCGU